This is a messenger RNA of Colletotrichum phormii, 2304 nucleotides long. Its product is annotated as family 71 glycosyl hydrolase. The coding region runs from base 450 to 1919 and encodes 489 amino acids. Gene Ontology annotation, molecular function: glucan endo-1,3-alpha-glucosidase activity. NCBI's taxonomy places the organism in Eukaryota, Fungi, Ascomycota, Sordariomycetes, Glomerellales, Glomerellaceae. The record is from RefSeq and is a predicted model, not a curated record. The transcript has 4 exons.
AGCGCCCUUCGUAACCCUGCUCAAGACGGGCGGGACCCCCCUGCUCGUCUGUUUGACGGUGGGAGUUUGAGGCCGUGUAGUUCCAGCCGCAUGUACCGCCUACUGUUGGCCUGCCUGCCUAUCUCGCGAUGGAGUCAGAUUGUCGCCAUGCCAGGGGGUGGUAACGUGGACAAUGGCGUACAGCACCAGAGGGGCGGUACCGCAGUCGCCCUGGCCGGUUCGCAAGGCAGAAACCGACAUGAUGGGUAGAUAUGCGAGCCAUACCUGACAUGGCCCCCUCUUCAAGUGAAGGAGGCCACAAUACAUAAUGCAGCGGCCGUGGCCUUUAAUCUCUCCCAUGUGGCAUUGUGGCUCUCCUGCAAGAUCUGUAAACUCUGAUUUCCCUGCCGAUCAAACUUGACUUCGACGACUUGAUCUGCGUGUCACGCAAGGUCUUGCUCGCUGUGACGAUGAAGUUCACCACCUGUCUCGCCGGCCUCCUGGCCGCAGUCACACAAGUACAAGCGGCGUCCGUCUUUGCCCACUUCAUGCUCAUCAACACCAAGAACUACACUCUCAGCGAAUUCGAAGAUGACUUUAAGAUCGCCAAGGACGCUCACAUCGAUGCCUUCGCACUCAACAUGGGUCUGACGGAUCCCAACACCAAUCAGUCCCUCGAGACUGCCUUCGUCGCCGCCAAGAACGUUGGAUUCCAACUCUUCUUCUCCUUCGACUACAACGGCGGCUACCACGGGGGCAAACCAUGGCCCAAGGAGACUAUUCUGGACAUGGCAGAGAAGUACUUCAAGCUCGACGAGUACUUCAAGUAUGCCGACAAGCCCCUCGCCUCGACCUUUGAAGGCACAGAGAACGCCGAGGAUUGGAUCGAUAUCAAGAACCAGACCGGAGCCUUCUUCAUUCCCGACUGGUCCUCCGUGUCUCCCGAGGACGCACUGGCACUAGGAGGCGGUGUUGCUGAUGGACUCUUCAGCUGGAACGCGUGGCCUGCUGGUGACCAGGACAUGACUGACAAGAGUGAUGCUGCGUAUGCCUGGGCCCUGAAAGGCAAGCCUUAUAUGAUGCCCGUCUCCCCCUGGUUCUACACCAACCUCCCUGGCUACAACAAGAACUGGGUGUGGCGCGGUGAUGAUCUCUGGUACGACCGCUGGAACCAGGUGAUGGACGUGAUGCCUGCCUUUGUUCAAAUCAUCUCCUGGAACGACUACGGUGAAUCACACCACAUCGGCCCUGUCCGCACCAACGCCAUGGAAGCGUUCGAAGUCGGCGAAGCCCCCUUCAACUACGCCCUCGAUCACCCCCACGACGGCUGGCGGCACUUCCUCCCCUACCUCAUUGACAGCUACAAAGCCGCUGUGGCCCCUGCGAUCAAAGACGAGGCCCUCAUGGCAUGGUAUCGCGGCUCGCCGGCUCUCACCUGCAAGGACGGCGGUACCACGGCUAACACUGUCGCCCAUGACCAAGAGAUCCUGACGGCAGCCCAGGUGGUCAGGGAUAAAAUCUUCUACUCCGCACUCCUCACUUCCGGUGCAGAGGUCACCGUCUCUGUCGGAGGCAAGGCGCAGAAGGGCAACUGGACAUCGACUCCUGACGGCGGCAAGGGCGUCUACCAUGGAAGCAUUCCCUUCCUGGGCACUGGCGACGUCGUCAUCGCCAUGACCAAGUACGGAACUGAGAUUGCCAAGAUCGAUGGAAGAAAGAUCGCAGAUGAGUGCCCCAGCGGCAUGACCAACUGGAACGCAUGGACCGGCAGCACAAAUGCUCUCCACGUCGACGAUCCGAGCCCGUCGCCCACACAGACUGGCGGUGGUCCUCAGUCUACGGCCAGUGACAAUGGGUCUGGUGCAUCCAACUUCUCGCAAAGUGGGUUGGUUUACGUUAUCGUUGCCCUCGCCAGCUUGGCUAUUGCAGGUGUGGUAUGAAUGGGAUGAAAGAUUGCGAAACUACGAUGCACAAAGAUGCCAAUCCUCGGACAUCUCUGGCUAUCCGAAAGGCUACGGCUACAAGGAGCAUCAAUGAUUUCUCUCGAAGAGAGCUUGGCAACGCAAUGACGCUUUCGGUUUACCUACGCUCGAAACACGGGCACAACUUCAACGUUUCACGAUGGCUUUUGCCCUUGGAUCUUCACCUCUCUUGUACAUGUUUACUUCAAUAGGCAUUUGGUGCCACAGCUACCUGUUUAGUGUACGAAUUUUAGAAGAGGGACGGAACAACAGCGUUAUGAUGCUUUACGAUUUUUGACGGACAAUUUUCAUGUACAAUACCAAUACCCCAUCUAGAGAACCACAUAGAACAUUUCCCACUCCG